Molecule: messenger RNA, 975 nt
Organism: Fomitiporia mediterranea MF3/22
Lineage: Eukaryota; Fungi; Basidiomycota; Agaricomycetes; Hymenochaetales; Hymenochaetaceae
Product: haloacid dehalogenase
Exons: 7
Coding region: 1-777 (258 amino acids)
Molecular function (GO): hydrolase activity, acting on halide bonds, in C-halide compounds
Source: RefSeq, a predicted model, not a curated record
AUGAGCUCGGAGGUCAACCCACUCAAAGAUGUCCAAGCUCUAACAUUCGAUGUCUUUGGCACAGUCGUGGACUGGCACGGUUCUGUCGUCAGUGAAUUAAAGCAACAGGCCGCGAAGUCUGCGUCCAAGGAAGUCAACAGCUAUACAGAAAAGGACUGGUCUGACUUCGCUAAAGAAUGGCGAAUGGGCUAUAGGACAAAGACUUAUGAGAGAGCGAAUGGAGCAAAGGGCUCUUUAAAUGUCGAUAUCAUGCAUCGCGAGAUACUCGAAGAGAUGCUAUCAACUGAACGUUGGUCCGCUUUGAAAACUGCGUGGAAUGAGGCAGACCUAGCGGAGAUUAACCUGGCUUGGCAUCGUCUUGAUGGUUGGCCCGAUAGCUCAAAUGGUCUCGCACAGCUAAAGGGGAAGUUCAUAAUAUCAACACUCACUAAUGGGAACGUUCGACUUAUGGUUGAUAUGGCCAGACACGCGAAGUUGCCGUGGGAUGUCAUCCUCACAGCGGAGCUAUUAGGUUCCUUUAAGCCAAAUCCUAUUACAUACCGAGGAGCCCUGAACCACCUUUCUAUAAAACCAGAACAAUGUGCGAUGGUUGCAGCGCAUUUAUUUGAUCUGCAAGCCGCGGCUAAAGAAGGAAUGCGCACAAUCUACAUACGUCGACCAACUGAGGAUGCUCCCGAAACUAGGCAAUCAAUAAAGGCAAAGAAGGAUGGGGGUGAGGUUGAUGUGGUUGUCGAUAGCUUUGAAGAGCUCGCAUCUGUGCUCGGUUGCAAUAUGUAGUGACGAAGUUGGGUUCUUGGAUGAUGCGACAUGUUGCUCUCUAUGGUCGAACUUGUCUACUUCUACAGUGACGUGGAACACAAAAGGGAUGGAGUAUUGGAAUAAAGGAACAAAUAUAUGGAAUAAAAGCCAAAGAAUUAUAUAGAAUAAAGGGGAAAAGUGGUUGGGAUAUGGGCUGUCAUGUCUGAUUGCCAAUUC